UGCUCGGACCGACCUGCGGACAGACGGAGACCCGUCCGGUUUCCACAGAACCAGGAGAGACCAGCAGAUCCCACAAGAACACAGAGAAGCUCGCGACACACAGGCCGAAGGAGGAGGAGGAGGAGGAGGAGGAGUCGACAUCAGCACCCUGCCGGACAACAUGACUCGUAUCGUGGAGGACUCCCAGAGGUACUACAGAUGGCAGAGCUUUGGUCCAACAGACAGACGGACUGAAGACUUGUGGGUGGAUCUGAACAACCUGCACAAGAGCCAAGUCCGAAUCCACGGCAUCCUGUCCAACACGCACCGACAGGCAGCGAGGGUGGCGCUGUCCUUUGACUUCCCAUUCUACGGACACUACCUGAGACAAAUUAUUGUGGCAACUGGAGGAUUCAUCUUCAUGGGUGAAAUCACUCAUCGAAUGCUGACCGCCACCCAGUACAUCGCUCCCCUCAUGGCCAACUUUGACCCCAGCUUCUCCAAAAACUCCACAGUGAGGUACUCCGACAACGGUAAUCUGUUUGUGGUUCAGUGGGACAAAGUGAGGCUAAAAGACCGAGAGGACGAAGGACCUUUUACUUUCCAGGCAGCUCUGCACAAAAACGGAACCAUUGUUUUCAACUACAGAGAGAUCCCUGUACCAGUGGCUAAAAUUAACUCCACCGAGCAUCCGGUGAAAGUGGGGCUGUCUGACGCUUUCAUGGCUUUCCUCUCCGCCUCCCAGCUCACAGAUGCAAAGAGGCGCACCAUCUACGAAUACCACCGCGUUGAGAUCGACACCACAAAGAUCGGCAGCAGAUCUGCCUUCGAGUUCAUCCCUCUGCCCACGUGUCUUCAGCACACGUCCUGCGAUCUCUGCCUGACGUCCAACCUGACGAGCGGCUGCGGCUGGUGCAACACUCUGCAGCGAUGUUCCGACGGCAUCGACCGGCACAGACAAGAGUGGCUGGAUUACAACUGCCCCGAAGAGGCUAAAGGCACAUGUGAGGACUACAACCCGGUUCUACCUGACGGCUCCGCGAGCUCCUUCAACCAGUCGUCUCCGGGUCCGACGCCUUCUUCAUCCGUGCUCGAAGACCAGCCGGUCACUCGGGAUCUACAGACGGGUCCUCCGAACCACAAGGGGAUCACCGAGAACACGGCCAUCAUAGCCGGCGUGGUGGCUGCGCUGGUCCUGCUGGUAGCUCUGACUCUGCUGGCCGUUUACUACAUCAACACACACCCGACGGUUGCUCCGCCGUUCUACCUCAUGCAGCGACGCACCAACAACUACUGGCCCUCCAUGAAGUUCCGCAACCAGGGCUGCCACUCCAGCUACGCCGAGGUGGAGCUCGGGGGUCACGAAAAGGAAGGUUUCAUCGAAGCUGAGCAGUGCUGCUAGAAGACGAAGGAGGAGGAGGGACGCCAUCUUGAGGGACGGUGCAACGAGAAGGAUGGACUUUUUCUCCGACCUUUGUGGCUGGACAGUGUUUACUGUAGCUGCUCCUGUAGCUCUCGCCAGCUUUGUCCUUUGCUGUUUUGCCAUCACACGGGGGGUUCGGCGGCCGAUUGUACAGAGAUGAUGAGAUGUGUAGCUGUCCAAAAAAAAAACCCAUCAAUGCAAGGGUGGAUGUCAGGGAACGAACUAGCCUUCCUACUGCAAACCGGUGUACAGCUCGACUUCACUAUGUGUUUCUGUUUUCAUGCAUCUUACGGAUUGUUUUUUUGUUUUGUUUCACGAAACUUCUACGCGAUUGGUUCAUAAAUGUUAUACCUACACGGACUUCACUACCGCAGAUAUCUAGCUAUAUAAUUGAUAGUGAUUAUUCUUGAACUUCUCUGGAGAAAUAUUGUUUGGAUGAGUUUUAGCGGCAUCGAGUUACCUUUCUGUUUAAAUGUCUUCUAAUAAAAGCUGGUGGUGAGUGUCGA
Molecule: messenger RNA, 1908 nt
Organism: Stegastes partitus (bicolor damselfish)
Lineage: Eukaryota; Metazoa; Chordata; Actinopteri; Pomacentridae
Product: plexin domain-containing protein 1-like
Exons: 12
Coding region: 161-1381 (406 amino acids)
Source: RefSeq, a predicted model, not a curated record